CUGAAGGAGGAGAACGUGUCUCUGAGGAGGUCCAUCAGGGAGCUGCAGAGGAGGUCAGAGCUUAACGAACGCAGGGUGGCGGAGCUGUCGGAGGAGCUCCUCCAGAGGAGGCGUCAGGAGGAGAAGGAGGCCCAGGAUCUGGAGAGCAUGGUUCACUCUGUGGAGCAGAACCUGCACCUGAUGACGAAGCGGGCGGUGAAAGCAGAGAGCUGUGUUUCUAAACUGAGGAUGGAGCUGCAGCAGCUGCAG
This is a messenger RNA of Plectropomus leopardus (leopard coralgrouper), 249 nucleotides long. The record is from RefSeq and is a predicted model, not a curated record. Lineage: Eukaryota; Metazoa; Chordata; Actinopteri; Perciformes; Serranidae.